UCCGGUGGGGCUUCUGCAGGGUUCUCUGGCUCUUUGCAAUGAGGGGCCGGCGCGAGCGGGGCGCGCCUGGCUCCGGAGCGGUCCUGGCAUCUGGGUUUCCCCCCUAGGAUCCCGGUGGUGCGGCCCGGGUCUUCCGGCAGGCGCCUCGGAGCUCCCAGCUGGCCUGUACUUGGGGAAGCGCGCCCAACCCAGCCCGCGGGCCGACUCCCCGGCGACCCCAAGGAUGCCAGAGGGCAGGAACGCCGGCCUGGACUCCACGCGAUGGAGGAAGCAGCAGCAGCCUGUGCGCCGCACGGUCAGCCAGGUCUGCCCGCCCCCGCGGCGGCCCCUGACCGUGGCGGACAUCCGUCCCGGCAUGGAGAACGAGCGGCUGGGGGUCGUGCGGGACUCCAUGUUUCAGAACCCGCUCAUCGUCAAGGCUGAACUCGGCAAGCCCCGGGAAAGAAGCUACAGUCUGCCUGGCAUUAAUUUUAAUUACGGACUCUACAUCCGAGGGCUUGAUGGAGGAGUCCCUGAAGCCAUCGGACGCUGGAACGUGUUUAAGCAGCAGCCCACCUGCCCCCACGAGCUGACCCGGAAUUACAUCGCAAUGAACCGUGGGGCGGUGAAAGCCGGCCUGGUGACUGCCCAGGAGAACUUGCUCUACCAUCAGCUCAACGACAUCCGCAUCAGUGACCAGGAUGACCGGCGCCUGAAGAAGGAGCCGCCCCCUCUCCCUCCAAACAUGACAUUUGGGAUCCGGGCACGGCCUUCCACACCCUUCUUUGAUCUGCUGCAGCACCGGUACCUGCAACUGUGGGUACAGGAACAAAAGGCCACCCAGAAAGCCAUCAAACUGGAGAAGAAGCAGAAGGUGGUCCUUGGGAAGCUGUAUGAGACCCGGAGCAGUCAGCUGAGGAAGUACAAGCCGCCCGUGAAGCCGGACACCUUGUGGCACAUGCCUCACUUCCAGAAGGUGGGCCGCCACCUGGAUACGUUCCCCACCGAAGCCCAUCGCCAGAGAGCAUUAAAAGCCCACCGGGAAGAGUGUGCCGUGCGCCAGGGGACCCUGCGGAUGGGCAACUACACCCACCCCUAACCCCUCCCUCCCUGCCAUGAGAAGCCAUCUUGACAGAAUGGAAAAUUCCUAGAAGGACUCCCUCUCUUGCCCCAACCCUGACAUUCCCCCAUUUUUAUGCGGGUUCUGCUUCAAGGAGCUCAGAUUCAAGUCUUAGGUUAAUUGGUUUCAGUAAAAGUCCCCCCUUUUAGGUUAGCCAGCAUUAGUCUCCACUUAGCCCCAGUGACCCUCUCUACCUGGAGCCUCCACCUCCUCCUCCUCCUCCUCCUUCUCCUCCUUCUCCUCCUUCUCCUCCUCCUCCUAGGGCAGGCUCACCCUGCCUCUUCUCAAGCCCUCACCUGCCAGGACAAACCCAAAUUACAAGACAAUUGUUUAGACUCCAGGCUAAGGGUCGAUUCCAUGGCUCUGCCCAUUACGUGUUAAGAACGACCUGCGUAUUUGCUACAGAAAGCAUGACAGUGACGUGCUUUGAAAACCCUCAUUUUCUAUUCCAAACAUGAGUUUUAAUUGCUGUUUUUGGGAUGCCUGAUGUCUCAUCACGGCAGUAUUAUCUCUCUGGGACCUCUGACAGCAGGAAGAGCCAAUGGUUCAUUAUUCGAGCCUGCCCCCGCCUCCUCGGUGCUGGGGCCCUGUCAAUCAAGCAGGCCAAGAUGGACUCCUCCCCCAGGACUGACUUUGGAAGGUCAACCCCCUCUGGAAAAAGAGAGCCUUCCGGGCGAGGGGGUAGACUGCCGAACACAGGCUACCCAACUUCUCAGCUGAAUUCCUGGGCACUUCCUCACUCGGUCUUUCUGUGUGUUCUUUGGCUUCUCUCUGCAAAUUUUAUGCUGAUCUAUUUUAAAUUAAAAAUGCUAUUUAUCAUCC
This is a messenger RNA of Chlorocebus sabaeus (green monkey), 1921 nucleotides long. RefSeq names its product cilia and flagella associated protein 77 (gene CFAP77). The record is from RefSeq and is a predicted model, not a curated record. Lineage: Eukaryota; Metazoa; Chordata; Mammalia; Primates; Cercopithecidae.